AUGGCUUCUAUGGGUGCCCCGGGCAAUAGAAAUCCAUUGGAUGUUGUGAACAAUGCUCCUUAUUGCUUGAAGAUUCAUGGGCAAUAUCAUCAUUUGACUUCGACAGCAAUGCGCCCAGCGGAUGGGCAAGCUCCGCGCUUUGCGCAGCUUUACUUUUUAGAUACAGAAGAAGCUAUAAAUCAUAGAAUGAAUAAGAAAGCUAAUCAAGAGUGCAAUAAAAAUAUAAAUUUAAUGUUGUCCUUUCGAAACGAUCCUCAACAUGAUCAAAGAAAAUAUAAUGCUCCACAAGCUAAUGAAAUAGCUGUGGUCUUUCAGAAUGUAGAUGGUGAGCCUCCAUUUGAAAGAGACAUUCGGAUUUAUAAUAAAAAUUCAAACGAUGUUCAACAAAUAUCAAUUCUGGACAAAAGGUGUGACCCAAUGUGUUAUCCUUUGUUAUAUCCAUAUGGUAACGAUGGAUGGCAUUCAGAAAUGAAAUCUUAUAAUUCUAAAUAUUCAGGAUUUAAAGUAACUCAAAUGGAUUAUUAUGCUCAUCUGCUGGCACCAAGAGCCGAAUUUAGCCAAUUUAAAAGAGCAGGCAAAUUGAGAUGUCAAUUUAUACUUGAUGCCUAUAUGAAAACUGAAGCCAAUAGACUUAAUUAUAUUAAAUUAAAUCAACCUCAAUUAAGAGCAGAACUUUAUUCAGGAUUAAUGGAUCACCUUGAUAAUCGAGCACAAAAUGAGGGAAUUACAGUUGGUGUACCUGUAAUAUUACCAUCUUCAUUUAUGGGCAGUCCAAGGAACAUGCAAGAAAGAUACCAAGAUGCUAUGUCUUUGGUAAGAAAGUAUGGUAAACCAGACAUUUUUCUAACCAUGACUUGCAAUCCUCAAUGUCCUGAAAUUAAGGAUAAUCUUGAUGGAUGUCAAAUAGAAGGACUUCCACAUUUGCAUUUACUUGCAAUGUUGAGCGAUGAAGAUAAGCCCCGACUUCAAGAAGUCAUUGAUAUGAUGGUAUGGGCUGAAAUUCCUAAUGAAGAAAAAUAUUCAGAACUUAAUGAAAAAGUUUUGAAACACAUGAUUCACGGUCCAUGUGGAGAUCCCUCGAGGAGAUAUCCUUGCACUGGGGACGAUGGAAAAUGUUCAAAAGGAUUUCCAAAAGAAUUUAGUGAUAAAACUAAUGCUAAUGUAAAUGGAUAUCCCAUCUAUCAACAUGUACCAACAAUUUGGAAUAAAUACAAAGAUUUUAUGAUUGAGGACUUUGUAAAUAAUAAUGUUGUAAAUCCCGAAAAUAUGGCGUUAAACCAUAUACAACAAAUUCUGAUAAAUAAUGGAAGUAGUUGUGAGAAAUUUCAAUUACCAAAUCCAACUGAAAUAAAUAUUUACGAAACAGAGUAUAAUGUAGAUGAAGAAAAAAUACGUGGUGAUUAUUUAUUAUCUACACUAAAUGAUGAACAAAAAUACGUGUAUGAUAUAGUAAUGCGAGCAAUUGAAAAUGAAAAUGAACCUAAGCCCACACUUCUGAAAGGAGGAAGAACUUAUCAUUCUCUGUUUAAGCUUACAAUUCCAAUUGAUGAUGCAGCUAAAUCAAAUAUUAGAGGAAAUUCUCAAGCUGCACGAGAAUUGAUCAAUGCAAAAUUAAUCAUAUGGGAUGAAGUGAGCAUGACUGUUGGACAUGCCUUAACAGUUGAUAAACUUUUAAAGGAUUUAAUGAAGAAUGAUCAACCAUUUGGAGGAAAA
Nylanderia fulva is the source of this 1713-nucleotide messenger RNA. Lineage: Eukaryota; Metazoa; Arthropoda; Insecta; Hymenoptera; Formicidae. The record is from RefSeq and is a predicted model, not a curated record.